Molecule: messenger RNA, 5544 nt
Organism: Pangasianodon hypophthalmus (striped catfish)
Lineage: Eukaryota; Metazoa; Chordata; Actinopteri; Siluriformes; Pangasiidae
Product: E3 ubiquitin/ISG15 ligase TRIM25
Exons: 5
Coding region: 1763-3388 (541 amino acids)
Molecular function (GO): protein binding; zinc ion binding
Source: RefSeq, a predicted model, not a curated record
GCACCACUCACACAUUCACACCUAGGGGCAAUCUAGCAUAGCCAAUCUGCCUACCUGCAUGUUUUUAGACAGCAAGAGGAAAACAGAGAACCUGAAGAAAACACAAUACACAAUCACAGGAAGAACGUGUAAAACUCCUCACAGACAGUAAUGCAAGCUCAGGAUCGAACCCAGGACCCUGAAGCUGUGAGACAAAGACAGAUUUAAUGAAGGUUUAAAAUAGUCCAUUCAGAGGGCUUGGUUAAAUAAGGGGAAAAUACAAGUAAAAAACUGCAUUUAGAAAAAUAUGGAAAUCCAACAAACUUUGGUCAUCUAAAGGAUUUUAACAGAAACACAAUUCAUUUCUUGUCAAAACAUUUUCCAGCUUUAGCACUGACACUUCUAGUUCACACGUUCCCUUCUCUUUCUUCAGGAUGAAACUUUCUGUUCAGGGAAUCCAGGACAGAAUUUAGUGAUAUUAAUUAUUCAGCAGCUAGAAAGAUAGAUGUUUGGAUCUUUUAUAUAAGAUCACAUGUGCCUCUUUUAUAUAACAUCUUAAACAGUUUGAUUUCCCCACAGCAGCGUUAAAGAAAACUUCUUUUCCUUUUUAUCUGUAUAUUUUGUGUGUCAUAGUGUAAAACAGUUAGCAGAGACAUAUUUAUCAUCGUUAUCUACAAGAAGAGACUGGCGUCAAAAACAAAAGACAUGGAAACUACAUUCCUAACUCACAAAUAAACUUGAAUUUUUAAGGUUCUAUCUGCCAGCCAAUCAUCAUCCAGAAUGAACAUAGGAUGAACGCAACAUUCCUGUUUUCAAAUAUUACCAGUGGUUUACAUCUUGUACCCUUUAUGUUUACUCUGGGUCUUCUCUUGAUUGUGGACUUUGACACAAAUACACCUACCUCGUGGAAGUUGUUCUUGAUCUGGCCAACUCUUAUGAAGGAUUUUUUUUUUACACCAGGGAAAGACUUCUUCUAUUAACUACCACAGUUUUUUAUGUGGUCUUCCUGUGUCUUUUUCCUGAGCUCACCAGUUCAUUCUUACUUUUUAAGAAUGUACUAAAUAGUUGAUUUAGCUACACCUAAUGUUUUUGCUAUUGUUUUCAGCUUAAUGAUGGCUUGCUUCAGUGGCAGUGACAGUUCUUUGGACUUCAUAUUGAGAGUUAACAGCAACAGAUUCCAAAUGUAAAUGCCACACUUAAAGUCAACUUUAGAUCUUUUAUCUACUUACUUAUAAGUGAAAUAAUACGGGAAUAACACACACCUGGCCAUGGAAAAGCUUAGGAGCCAAUUUUCCAAUUAUUUUGGUCUCUUGGGUCAGUUUGGUAACCCCAAUACAUUAAUAAUCCCUUUAAUAGUCCUUUUAUUCCAUGACAAGGCUAUAUGUCCAUGUUUGAUCAACUUAGACUGAUUUAUGAAUUUCUUUUUUAUAUUCACACAAAAGCUUCUUAAAAUAGAUAAAAUGUUCUCACACAAACACAGCUGCUGAAGAAGGGUUUUAACCUGCUGUCUAUGUGAUCUGAAUGAAAAUGUGCAGAAACCUCCAUGUCACAUUAACAGCUUUACAAUGUUCACAUUUUCACAUAACAUCAUAUUAUAUCAAUAAUAUUCAUGGUGAUUAAAUGCUAUAUCCCUACACACCUCUCUCUUAUGUAGCUACACCCUUUCUGCUUAAAGCACCACCCACUCUCUCUAGCACUAUAAACAGAAUUCGUUCAGAGAAAACAAAACUGACUUCAGUGUUGUGUUGUCUGUCUGUCUCUCUCUGUGUGAGAGAGUGUGAAAAUGGCUGAGGCCAGUAUUUCAGUAGAUCAGGACCAGUUCAGCUGUCCAGUCUGUCUGGAUCUCCUGAAGGAUCCGGUGACUAUCCCCUGUGGUCACAGUUUCUGUAAGGUGUGUAUUAAUGGCUGCUGGGAUCAGGAGGAUCAGAAGGGCAUCUACAGCUGUCCUCAGUGCAGACACACUUUCACUCCAAGGCCUGUUCUACACAGAAACAACAUGCUGGCUGAAGUGGUGGAGAAACUGAAGAAGACUGAACUUCAAGCUGCUUCUCCUGCUCACUGUUACGCUGGACCUGGAGACGUGGAGUGUGAUUUCUGCACUGGGAGAAAACUCAAAGCCGUCAAGUCCUGUCUGACGUGUCUGGCUUCUUACUGUGAUAUUCAUCUCAUACCUCAUCUAGAACGUCCUGCUUUGAAAAAACACACAAUAAUUGAAGCCUCAACAAAACUACAAGAGAAGAUCUGCUCUCAACAUGAUGAAGUGCUGAAGAUCUACUGUCGUACUGAUCAAACCUGCAUCUGUUAUUUGUGUUUGAUGGAUAAUCACAAAGGUCACGACACUGUCACAGCCACAGCAGAAAGUGCUGAGAAACAGAGUGAGGUAAAGAAGGAGCAGAUUAAAUCUCAGCAGAAAAUCCAGGAGAAGCAGAAGAAGGUGCAGGAGCUGAAACAGGCUGUGAACACUAUAAAGCUGAGUGCACAGAUAGCAGUGGAGGACAGUGAGAGGAUCUUUACUGAGCUGAUCAGCUCCAUGGAGAAAAAGCACUCGGAGGUGACGGAGCUGAUCAGAGCUCAGGAGAAGGCUGAACUGAGUCGAACUGAACGACUCCUGGAGCAACUGGAGCAGGAGAUUGCUGAUCUUCAGAGGAGAGUCACUGAGCUGGAGCAGCUUUCACACAUUCAUGAUCACAUCCAAUUCCUCCAGGCUUUAGCUUCUGGACGUCAGUCUCCCACAAUUAUCAGAUCAGACUUUCACACAUCCAGCAUCACUGUCCAUCAACAUCUCUCAUUUGAUGGAGUGAGGAAUUCUCUCUCAGAUCUGAAGAAGACACUCAAGGAAUUCUGGGAGGAGGAAUUCAUCAAAAUCCCUCCACAUGAUUUCUGUUAUUUGACUCUGGAUCCCAACACGGCGCAUCCACACCUCCGUCUGUCUGAGAACAACAGAGUGGUGACCGAAAGUGAGAGAGAGCAGCAGUACUCUGAUCAUCCAGAGAGGUUUGACUACUGCCUUCAGGUGUUGUGUAAGGAGAGUGUGUGUGGACGCUGUUACUGGGAGGUGGACUGGAGCGGUGUGGUGGAAAUUUCAGUCUCAUAUAAAGACAUCAGCAGGAAAGGAGAGGGUAAUGAGUGUGCAUUUGGACACAACGAUCAGUCCUGGAGUCUACUGUGUUCUUCUUCUUCUCUCUCUUUCUGGCACAACAACAUUAAGACUGAGCUCGGAGUUCCAUCAUCCUCCAGAAUAGGAGUGUAUGUGGAUCACAGUGCAGGAACUCUGUCCUUCUACAGCGUCUCUGACACGAUGAAGCUCCUCCACAGAGUCCACACCACAUUCACUCAGCCUCUGUACGCUGGGUUCGGGUUCGACUGGUGGUAUGGCUCUACAUCUGUGAGAUUGUGUGAUCCAAAAUAAUGUGUGCAUGUGGCCACGUUGUUGCUCAAUCAUCUAUCUCACUAGCACGCAAUCAAGCUGCACAAAAAAGGCUCAGUAAUUUUACACUCCAACAAUUAAAGAGCAAACGGUAAAAAAUAACUUUCAAACAUGAAACUAAUCAAUAAAAAAUUAUCAAAAUAUUAUUACAUGACCUUAGGAUUAUAAAGUUCUGUCUGAAUGAAGAGUUGUUUUGAGAUAUGAGACCUCAAAGAUUUGACAUUGCAGCUAGCAAACACUCUAAAGUAAUGAACUUUACAUUUACAGCUCAGCAUGGGCUUCACUUUAAAGUUGCUCCAAUUUUACAUUAUUGAAAUUCUGAGACAAAUAGAAAUUAUUGAAAUGUUUUUGAUCUCUGACCAAAAGCAGAUAGAUCCUUAUUAUUCUGUAACACCAAAUACUGUUUGCUUUUAUCUUUCUCUCUGCUUUCUGUCUGUUUCCUAUUAAGCAAUCUCUUAAUAUAAUUAAAUAACUACCUACUAAAAGGUAAUAAAGUCAGCACAAAAAGAUAUUUUAAGCCUAUUAAAACCACAUUUUGAGCAUGUAUACUUUUCAAUAGAUUUAAUUUUACUGAGAGUAUUCUAAGAUCUAAACCACACACAUUCAUUUGAUGAAAUCUGAAGUUUGUUCCUAAACAUUUUGUUCCUAAACAUUAUAGCUUAAAAUUUCAUUAAAACAUUCAUUAAAAGAAUAUUAACUGAGUUUGGGACAUAUCAUUUGUUCCAAAUAUUACAAUCAGAACUUUGCAAAAUAAAAAUUAACACCACAUGAGAACAAAGUUUCCCCCAGUGAUGAGGUUUAUGUGGUUAUCUCAUUUUCGACUAAAAUACCAGAUAGAAACGUUUAAUUAAAUGUUGUGGAAAACUGAUUUAAAAAAUGUGAUGUGUUUUUUAUAUAAUAAAUUAUUAAAACAAUAAACAUUAAAACACUGGGUUUAGGCUUGGACUAGGAUAAUCUCUUACACUGUUUUAUAGAAUACAAAAGAGAUUUUAAAAAAAGGGAAAUGUUUUCUUUGACACUGCUGUAUGGAAAUUAAAUUGUAUGAGGUGCAAUUAUCAUAAGUGGUCUUAUAUAAAAGCUCUACUAGUUUUCAGCAAGAUUAUUCCAGAAAGGAUUUGGUUUUUAGUUAAUAUUAUAAAUUUCUGAAAUUAAUACAAAAAUAGCAACACUUCCUUUAAAAUGUGUAUUCAUAAAGCUUUAUGGUUGUAAUAACUUUGUAACUUGCUUUGAUUCUUUCUAACCUGGUAAUAAUGCUUUGGCAAAGAUUUUAUAAAAUCUAAUAAGCCAUUAAGGAUGUGUCCUGAAUUUGAUCAAAAUCUGAAUAUAUUCAGGAUUCUGAUGAAUCUUGUGUGAGAGAAUGUGUAGCAUAAGGGACAUCUUGCUUCCUGGAUUUUCCUGAAAGUCAUUUACAGCAUGUAAUUACACAACUUAUAUUCCUUAUAUAUAAAAGGAAAAUGAAUUCCAUGUAAAAAAUAGAAUUUCACUCUGUAUAUAGGCAGGAAACGUUAAUGACUUGCUCAUUAUUCACAUUAAUGUGAAAUAUAAACACUAGAACAAUGUCAACAUUUUCAGUGAAUGAGGUAUAAAAAUGCUGGUGAAGCAGGACUAAAUAUGUGGAACAAUUUACCAAUUAAUAUUUAGCAGCCACUGACUAAAACUACUAAUUAUCUUCAUUACUCAACCAUAGCAAUCAGUAAGAGACAGAAAGAGAGUCUUUAGUGCUGUCUUUGCAGCUGUAGCAUCUGAUAUUUCCAUCCUGAACAAAUGGAGUACAUGCAUUUAGUGCAUUUCUGUUGUGAAAGAGUGUGUAGGAGCAGCACUAAAAAGCAGCAGUACCAAGAGCCCAUAGCCAAGUCUUUCUAUUAAAUCACUCUUCAUUUUGUAGUGGUCCAGUUAUGUAGGAGAAUAUUUGCUGAUGCAACCAUUUGCAACCAUAUCACAUAACCUGAAUGAAUAUAAUUGUUAUAUAAGAUACAAUCAGUGAACCAGGCCAAAAGUUUUGCUUGACAAGUUAGUAGGCAGAAAAAGUCCAGAAGAAAUAUUAGUUAGACCUAUUCUGUCUGUAUUUCAUGAAAUUAACCCUAAUAAAUACACAGCGUAUAUUCGUGCACGGAAGGUAGAUGAAAUGGUUAAUAAAG